Molecule: messenger RNA, 1678 nt
Organism: Vitis riparia (riverbank grape)
Lineage: Eukaryota; Viridiplantae; Streptophyta; Magnoliopsida; Vitales; Vitaceae
Product: probable galacturonosyltransferase-like 1
Exons: 1
Coding region: 74-1240 (388 amino acids)
Cellular component (GO): Golgi apparatus
Molecular function (GO): glycosyltransferase activity
Source: RefSeq, a predicted model, not a curated record
GGCUAUGACACCAAAUUAGAGCAAAGCUAGCUUUCCGAACAUCUCUCUCUCUCUUUCUCGUUCUCUCUCAUAAAUGAUGAUAAAACUCAAACACACCCACCCUCCCCUAUUUCCAAAUCAAAGCUCAUCCUCACUACACAGCACGAUGCGUACACCACCGCUUCUCACCCUUUUCUUCUUCUUCCUUGUAAUUUAUCUCUUCUCCCUCUCUUUCACUGCAGCCAAUGCCACCACUCUCCUCUCUCAACACUUCAGAGAAGCACCACAGUUCUACAAUUCUCCAGAUUGUCCUUCCCUCAUUGAAGAGGAUAAUGAGGACGAUGAUGAUGCUUCUGAAGAGGACAGCAACGGUGGCUACAUAUGUUCGGACCUCGCCGUCCAUGUAGCAAUGACCCUUGACACUGCAUACAUCCGAGGCUCGGUGGCCGCCAUCCUCUCAGUUCUCCAGCACUCCUCUUGUCCCCAAAACGUCGUCUUCCACUUCGUGGCCUCCGCCUCCUCCAACGCGUCCCUCCUACGCGCCACCAUCUCCACCACCUUCCCCUACCUCCGCUUCCAAGUCUACAGCUUCGAUGACUCCGCCGUGGCGGGGCUCAUCUCCACUUCAAUUCGCUCCGCCCUCGACUGCCCCCUCAACUACGCCCGUAGCUACUUGGCAAAUAUCCUCCCCUUCUGCGUUCGACGAGUGGUGUACCUUGACUCUGACCUCGUCCUGGUCGACGACAUCGGCAAGCUCGCUGCCACCCCGCUGGGAGAUAGCUCAGUCCUGGCCGCACCGGAGUACUGCAACGCCAACUUCACUACCUACUUCACCCCCACGUUUUGGUCCAACCCUUCCCUCUCAUUGACAUUUGCAAAUCGCAAGGCCUGUUACUUUAACACCGGAGUGAUGGUCAUCGAUCUUGACCGCUGGAGAGCCGGAGACUAUACUAGCAAGAUUGAGGAUUGGAUGGAGCUCCAAAAGAGAAUGAGGAUAUACGAAUUAGGUUCUCUUCCACCUUUUUUGCUGGUAUUUGCGGGUAACAUAGUAGCGGUUGAUCACAGGUGGAAUCAACACGGUCUUGGCGGUGAUAAUUUCCGGGGCCUUUGCCGUGAUCUACAUCCGGGGCCGGUGAGUCUUCUACAUUGGAGUGGUAAAGGUAAGCCAUGGGCUCGACUCGACGCCAACCGUCCAUGCCCCUUGGACGCCCUCUGGGCUCCUUAUGAUCUCUUACAGACUCCAUUUUCUCUGGAUUCUUGAGGGAACACCGCAGCUCCGAAAAUUUCAGGCUCACUACCGUCAACUCUACUCUAUCUGAGGCAUGUAAUCGGUGACGAGAAUCAAAGAAGAAGAUCACCGCCCAGCGGUGUUGCAGUUGAGACGUAGCUUGAAGAUGGUGAUGUACAUGAGAGCUUUGUCCCUGAAGAUGCAUGAUAGAGGCCGGCAUCAAUACAUAUAUCAAAGUUUUCAGUUUUGUUCUUCUCCUCCUCCUCCUUUCAGGAACAACAGAGAGAGAGAGGACUACAGUUACAGUUUAUAAUAAUAACAAUAACGAGAAAAUCCAAGAACGACAUGGAUUUUCCAAUGCCAAUAAUCUCUAUUGUAUUACCAUUGUAUUAAUAACCUGGUAUUGCAAUAGCAGAGAUUAUUUUUUUCCCUCUUUCUAAAUAAUAAACAUGAAUUAGUUCUACAGUUCUA